UAAAUGUCAGAAAAUGAUCAUAAAAUCAAAUUUAAUCGAAUAAAACUCAACUCAUAUCAUCUCUAUCAGUUUCGAUCUCCGAACAAUUAGAUUUUUUUAACGAAUUUAGAUAGAUUUGGGAUCUGCUGGCCACUAUGCCUUUGCCCUCUUUCUCUUCUGCCGUCCAAUUCGACGAUUCAGGGUUAAUUUAAGCAAAAAUUUUGAUCUGCGAUAUCGGACCUUCCAUCGCAUCAAAAUCUGUAGGAGAGGAAUGGAGUUCUCCAGAAAAGUUCCUUCCUUGGUGGAGCUAUGUACGCAGACGGCAAUCGCUAAUCUUAGGUACAUGGGAGAUGUUGGAGAUAUGGAUUUAGACCUAUUGAAGGAUAUCUUACCUCACUGUAAUAUCGAUCAGUUAACUCAUAUUGAGAAUUCAACAAAAGGAAGAGAUCUUAGUCCAGUUACGGAUGGCCUGUGGAAAAGAUUCUACGAGCAACAAUUUGGAUCCGAGAGUGCUAAUAUUGUGAUCAAGAGGAUGAAGCAGAAGAAAGUAGUAUUUAAAUGGAGACUUCUUUAUGAGGCAAAGUUGAAGGAGAGGGAAGAAGCACAAAAUAGAAUGGCUGAGAAACUUAAACAGCGAUAUGCAGAAAGUCAAGCUAAGAAACAAAGUCGGCAAAUCAAAAUUUGUUCCAAAGUCCCUCCUAGCAGUAAAAGGAGUUUCUGGGAAGGGAGUGGACCAGGCACUAACCUGUCUAAUGUGAAGGGGAACUUGAUGAAAAAGGCAAAAUUGGAGUAUCUCAAUAGCCAUGAAGCAAAAGUGCAUGCUCAGAUUAGGAAAAAUUCUUUGCAACGAAACAGCUUCACAUCUCAAAGUAUCUAUCGUUCCGCAAAGCCAAACAGUUUUCAACCAAGAAAUUCUGCUUCAAGCUCCAGAAGUGUGAAACCUGUAGCAAGAAAGUAAUAAUUUUUUUUAGGUUUUUUUACUAGAAAAAAAAUAAUGAACCAAGUAACAUCGAACCUAGGGUGACCGGCCCGGUUCAACGGAAGUUUUUCAUCGGCCACUUGGAUAAAUCGGAGAAAUGUACAUGAAGAUCUAUCCUGAAACUAGCGUUCUCGGAUUCGCUAUCUAUUAGGGAGAAAAUCUUCCAUAAUACAUCGCAGUUGAGUUUCAAACACUAGCUGCCUGAUUUAUCACUAGAUGGCUAGGUUUUCGUACUGCAUUUCUACAAAUUGAUGUCACUCUGUUUCUCGUUUGCAAUAACCAUUCUACUUUGCCCCAACGAGGAGCAUUUUUUUUUCUCUCAUAGUUAAAAUUCUGUGUUAUUUA
Messenger RNA from Zingiber officinale, 1303 nucleotides. Its product is annotated as transcription elongation factor B polypeptide 3-like. Gene Ontology annotation, biological process: transcription elongation by RNA polymerase II. The coding region runs from base 251 to 937 and encodes 228 amino acids. Gene Ontology annotation, cellular component: nucleus; elongin complex. The transcript has 8 exons. The record is from RefSeq and is a predicted model, not a curated record. NCBI's taxonomy places the organism in Eukaryota, Viridiplantae, Streptophyta, Magnoliopsida, Zingiberales, Zingiberaceae.